UUUCUCCAUUUUAUUUUUCAUUUUAGAGACUCCAAACAGAUUAUCUUUCGGUUUAUAUUAAGAUCAUUACUAAACAGACAAUGGUCUGCAAUAUCAUUUAAUGCAUUUGGUUUAUGUGGGAGCUUGUGUGCGUUCAUCAGAAGAGAAGAAUUAGUGCAUAAAGUUAGUCAUGUUUAUUUACUUAAAUUAGGAUACAAGAAUGAGAGAGAUAAACACCUACAAGCCAAUAUUAAACAAAGUUUGAGAAGCAACCCAGUAAAUGCAUGACUGUUUUAGAUAAACGGUUCAAAGUCUGUACCUAGUUCAGUGUUAACGACUUUCUUAGCUGUUUCUGAACAAAGUCAAGAUUAUAUAGCAUAACAAAUGACAACAUAAAAGUGAACUACAUUAAAAGUUCCCCAACUACAAGUUGGUGGUUAAACACUCAGCAUGAACAUUUCCACCAUAACAAGUCCUCAAAGCUAUACAAAGAAGAUACAGCUCACCAGACACUGCCGUUUUGAAUAAGCCGGGGACACGACAAUGAAUGGCGAAUGAAAAAUGGCAAAAGACAAUUUAUAGGGGUCAAACAAAACUGAAGUAAAAUACAUUAGUUAAAAAGCUUACAAGGAUACGACCACCCACGUUAUCCCUCUAUCACGAACUUUAUUUUGCGCAGUGGGAAUUCCCAAAAGGCAGCAAACAUCAACAUAGCCUCCCUUAUACGUGUGGGUGUGUGCGCCAGUCAGCAAAAUAAGACAGACUAUUACUAACAUUUUCAUUUAUUCUUCCUCAAAGUGGCAUACCAACCACUGACACAAAUAUACUGUAUAAAAAAUCAACACAGAACCAAAACAUGCGUCAUCAGCCCAUAUAGCUCCUUAUGUUUGCUUUACAAAUGCGAACUUAUGAGUGGUAAAUUAAACCCAGUCGAUGGUGGUGGAUGCAUACGACUACUGCCAUGAUACAGAACUAGAACAAUCACUUCAAGACGUUCAAGAGUACACACUCCAUUCAGAUAGUGAUGGGGAGGGGAGCAAAUGCACCCCCGUCACCAGCUCCUUAACAACCGCCACAAACUAGUCCAACAAAGUUUUGUCGCUUCUUUGACUUUACUAGGUUCAGAAAUUCACGCUAAUUCAGAAUACGUUCCAGCAUGACCAUACUCCCGACUGAGAAGUGCUCAUACCAGCUAUACUUUUUCUUCCCUCAGUUACUCCGUCUUCAUCCAUUGUUAGCAUUUCUAAAUCCACACAACUCGUGAACAGAUUUCAGUAUCUAAUACGUCGCAGCAAAACGACUUUAUCAAAAUCUAUUUUACACCACAAACAAAUAUCAGCAAUUCAUACUACACUCGUGUUACUGGAGAAAAAACACACGUUCCCAUGUUUGCGCGUGCUCAGUAUACAGAACGUGCGCUGCAGCUGAGUCACCAUAUCCGCUAGUUGCGUUCCUAUGUGCCCGACUAUCUUCCUACCCGAAACAGUUUGCCACUCGGGUUCCGGGUCGGCAAAAUCUCGUCAUUCCGUGUCUGCGACUUCUCCAGCCGGACCAGGCCACGUUCCUGCACCACUUUCCAGGCCAGCUGAGGAGAUGCAUAUAUAUUCGGGUCAUCGCCCUACACCACUUUCAGCGACGCUGGAAUUGUAAGAAAAGAAGAUGAAACCUAUGAGAAGACCUGCAGCAUUGUCCAGCAGCAAAUCUCCAACCACACGAGCAAAAAGCACAAAACGGAAAUUUGAAGAAGUGCAACAGGAAGAAGAGGACAGGAGUCAAGAGCAGUGUUGUACAGUGCCAAGAAAGUCAGAAGAAGGAGAUAUGGAAGUAAAUGUAAGAGAGCAGACAGAUGUCAAGAAUGUUGCAGAUGUUGGAGAACAGGAAAUGCAGAUUAAAGACUGUGGUGUCAGAGCACAGGGGGUAAAAUGUACAGACUACGAUGUCCAAGGCAAAUCAGGAGAGACAGAAGCCAAAGGACAAGUUGAAGACAGUGAACCAACAACAUUCCUACGGCAUACUGAUGGUAGUUCUGAAAGACUGCAAAACAUGGAUACUGAUGUAAUUAAAGCAGAGGCCCCAUCAAAUAGGAAAACGGCCACAUUUAAAGCAAGAGCACCAAAAAAAUAUGUGGAAGAUCAAGUGAACCAAGAGGUACGAGAAGACUCCUGUAGUAAUAGCAGUGAGGGUUCUGGAUUGUGCAGCUCUGUCUUUACCACACAAGAUGUUGGCCAAGGGUCUGGGGCAGCCAUUGUGGAGGAUAACUGCCCCUCUGCUCAGUCCUCCUCCACAGAUACGGCCAGUGAACAUUCAGCAGACUUUGAUGAUGAUGGUGAAAAAGUCAAAGUAGAGUUGGAAUUACCUCUAGGGUUGGUGCAGAGACCUCUGUUGGUUACAGACUAUGAUAUACAUCAGCUGAAGUUUAAGCAGGUACUAGCAAAACGAGAUGGACUAUUCCUACAAGGGACAGUGAAGCAGAUCCGCAGGAACCAGGAUCUUGGAAUUCUCUUUAAUGGCGAAAAGACAAUCGUGUAUUACAACAAUGUUCUAAACAGUGAUGAAGUAAACAUUAUCUUAGAUGUUGCACCAUCUCCCAGUCUGGUCACAGUGGGUACUCCUGUUUGCACAUGCAUAAAUCAGGAAGAAACUGCCUACCGAGAAGGUAUGGUGGUUGAAGUUAAUCAAAAGUCUGUAUCUUAUAAAGUCAGAUUUGGUAAGAUGCAGAUGGAGGCUACAAGGAAAGAGAAGGAAUCUGUAUGGGUAGCACGGUCUGGGUUGAGACUCCUUCGUUCCCCUUGGUACAGAGAGCCAGAACAGCUAGUUAAAACACUGAAAAAUUUAGGAGAGAAGAAAAGGCCAUCUAGCACUUUACUACCUGUCCGUACACCUGAGAGCAUUAUAAUUCCACUAGCAGAAGAGUCUCUUAGCAUUCCAAGCAGUGUUGUUCUUGAACAGAAACAGCCAGAAGAUGUGGAAGUUUGUAAAAUCAGUUUUAGUAUGCCACCAAUUGAGGAGAAAGUGGCCACCCCACAACAGAUACUGUCUCCCCCAAAGUCACCUGCAUUUAUGGCAGCUUGUUUGCCUAUGAGUAGACUUCCAGAGCAGCCAUCACCACUUCUUAGUCAUGAUGCCAGCAGUCGAAGCAGCAGUGUCUCACUGGACAAGUGCAGCACACCAGGUUCAAGGUCGAGAACACCUCUAACUGCAGCUCAACAGAAGUAUAAAAAGGGUGAUGUUGUGUGCACUCCUAAUGGAAUUCGGAAGAAGUUUAAUGGCAAACAGUGGAGAAGGUUGUGCUCACGGGAUGGCUGCAUGAAAGAAUCUCAGAGGCGAGGCUAUUGCUCAAGGCAUCUCUCCAUGCGCACCAAAGAAAUGGAAAGCAUGUCUGAUGGCAGAGGGAGUGCAUUGCGAGAUGGGAGCACAGAAUUUGACUGGGAUGAUACAUCUAGAGAUAGUGAGGCAAGCAGCAUCAGAACAGAAUCUCGUACCCGAAUGCCAGUACCAGGGGCUGACUUAUCCCGCUUUGAUGUGGAUGAGUGUGAAGCAGCUAAUAUGUUAGUGUCCCUUGGCAGUUCAAGGUCAGGGACUCCCUCUUUCUCCCCAGUGUCUAAUCAGUCUCCAUUCUCUCCAACCCAGUCACCAUCACCAUCACCUCUUUUUGGGUUUAGGCCAGCCAAUUUUAGCCCAAUUAAUGCUUCUCCUGUGAUUCAGAGAUCUGUGGGACGUAAUCGUCACUUAAGUGCCAGUACGCCAAAAGGUGUUUUAACCCCAGAGAUGGUGCAUCACUCACACUCUCGUGAGCGUCAUUCUUCAGGGAUUUUACCCACCUUCCAAACCAAUCUCACUUUCACUGUACCCAUGAGUCCUAGCAAGCGCAAGCCUGAAUCACACCAUGGAAGCAACAGUUCAGCUGCUGAUUUUCAAAAAAGCGAUAGCAUGGAUUCAGGGGUAGAAUCUGUGUCACACACCCCAACACCUUCCACCCCAGCUGGAUACAGAGCUAUGUCACCAGCUGCUCAGUUCUGCCAUUCUCAGCAGGCUUCUCCUCUUCUCUUACUGUCUCCACCAGCCACUAUAACAUCAGAUCCCAGUCCAUCAAUCAGACGUGUUCCUGCUGUGCAGAGAGACUCACCAGUUAUUGUUCGUAACCCAGAUGUGCCUCUGCCAUCAAAUUUCACAGAAAAGCCUUUGGACAUGGGUAGUAGAGGUGGCAGUCCCCGGACAGUGAAAGGAGGGGUCAAAGAUCAUUCUUCUAAGACACAGCUGCAAAUGCCUGUCCCAAUAAAUGUUGCCCAGAUCAAGAAUGUAGUUAGAACCACCACUUCAAGUCAGCAAAGUGGUGUCUUGUUGGGAGACUCAUCCUCGGCAUCGACAACAGCAUCGGGUGCAGUUGACCAGAACCUGUCAGUGGCAACAUUACCAUUGCAGCCAGUUGCUUUCCAUCCAUCUCCUGCAGCACUACUACCUGUUAUUGUACCCACUGCUUACUCCACCCAUCCUGCUCCUAAGAAGGAGAUCAUCAUGGGACGGCCAGGAACAGUUUGGACAAAUGUAGAGCCUCGAUCAGUAUCCGUCUUUCCAUGGCAUUCACUAGUUCCAUUUCUGGCACCAAGUCAUCCCGAUUCAUCUGUUCAGCCUUCAGAAGGCCAGCAGCCUGUUACUCAUCUAGCAUCAUCCAGUGAAAGCAAAGAGCCUUCUGAGUCUGCAUCAGUUGCACAUAGACACGUAGAUGAGUCCAGUGACUCAAUAAGACCACUGAGUUGUCCAGCAAGCCCAGGACCAGUGAGGCCAUUGGAAAGAGAGUCACCAAAACCCCAGCGUCCUGAUGAUGAUCCCCAAGGAUCUUCUGAGCAGAGGAUUGACAGUGAGACAGAAAGUGACCAUGAUGAUGCGGUCUUCACAGGAAAUAACUCUGAUCUUCAACCCUCACUGCCUCCAGGAAAGCGUCGUACUCAGUCUCUCAGUGCACUGCCAAAGGACAGAGAUUCCUCCUCAGAAAAGGAUGGGAGGAGCCCAAAUAAGAAAGAUCACAUCCGCCGUCCCAUGAAUGCAUUCAUGAUAUUCAGUAAGAGGCAUCGAGCACUUGUCCAUCAACGCCACCCAAAUCAGGACAACCGAACUGUCAGUAAGAUCCUCGGAGAAUGGUGGUAUGCUCUGGGACCCAAGGAGAAGCAGAAGUAUCAUGACCUUGCAUUCCAGGUAAAGGAAGCACAUUUUAAAGCACAUCCUGACUGGAAGUGGUGCAACAAAGACAGAAAAAAGUCAAGUUCUGAUGCUAAGCCUAUGAUUGCUGGACCAGGUGGGCUGCCUAAAGAAAUGAGGGAGAGGAGUAUGUCUGAAACUGGGACAACAGCAGCAGCAGGAGUAUCUUCUGAUCUGAUGCAGGCCACACAUGUUCUCCUUGGUACAGACACUAAACUAAGCUUACAGUCUACAAGCUACUGUUCUACAGAGGGUCUCUCUCAUAGUGCAUCCUCCUCAGGUCAGCUGACACGUCCACGCGCCUUCUCACACAGUGCAGUGCUCAGCAUGGAGAAAAUGGAGAGAGAGAACCAGGGUCUGUUGGAUCUUACCCAGCUGUGUUCUGGUCAACUCCGGUACUCAAGUCCCAAACCGCAGCAUCUGCCGCAAGUAAUGUCUCCAUUUGCCACUCCCUCUGGUGAUCCAGGACGUCCUUCUCUCUUACCACAACGUUCCUUUCGAUCCCAGCGUACAACCAGUGAGGACAUGACAAGUGAUGAAGAGAGGAUGGUGAUUUGUGAAGAGGAGGGGGACGAUGAUGUCAUAGAUGACAGUUUUGGCGUUGAUGACAUUGAUUUGAAAUGCAAAGAGAGAGUCACGGACAGCGACAGUGAGGGGCACUCAGGGGAUGACUCAGAGAGUAAGGAUCUGUCUCAGAAAACAUUUUCUCCUAUCAUCCGCUCCUCUCCACACCCUGCAAACUAUGCUCGCUGUCGAACUCCAGUUGAAUUAAAACCUGAUAAAUCACAGUCACUUGGAAACGAUUUUAACCCACUGGAGGCCAGUAUUCCACAGAACAUAAAUGUGAGUGGUCACAGUCAUGAACAGCAGUUGUCCAAAUCUUAUGGGUCAUUCCCUCUGCCACAAGGUGGCUUCAAAGGACAUGAUGUGAAACCACGGACUGAGCCAGUAACGAUGAUUAGACCACAUAGUUCACAAACCAGACGGGCAGAUGUGCGCUUUAAUAUUAUGGACCCUGGCUCACAGUUUGAGAAAAAGAAAAAAACAAGGACAGAAAGUUCAAAUCCAAAGACACUGUCAGAGGCAUUGGAAAGUGGAAGCAUGGCACAGCUGACAACCCAUUCACAUAUUUCAUCUGUGAGCAUGCAAACAUCAACAAGUGGAAUUCAUUCUCCUUUAGCAAAAGCCUGUGAAAGGACAGCGACUCAUAUUCUCCCUGUGGGUGCUGAACGAACAACAGAUUGUGCUUCAGCUUCUACCCUGGUGUCCCAGUUAUCAAGAGCCCCAACACUAUCUCUCGGAACCAUGUUGGUCACAAAGCCCUCUGUGUUAGGCCCAAACAGUGGAGUCAUAGGUCAUAGUGGUUCACCAGGGAUGUUGCGUAUGGCUUCCACUGUGGUGACCAGUGUGGUGAAGCCAGUCAGUAGCACACCAGUUCCAAUUGCAAGCAAGCCAUUCCCUUCAAACCCAGGAGGAAUUAGUCGCUGUGGGAACACUGAACUUGGUGUGGCUUCUAAAGUUGUUGGCCCCCUAGAUCUGCAUCAGCAGUUUUCUGCGCUUGGAGGUGGAGUAACUGGAAGUACAAGUAGGAUAGAUGGUAUUCCACACACAUGUGCAAUCACGUCUACAGUUACAGCUCCAGCUGGAAGGAUUUCUGGCUCCCCUCUGCCCCCGUUGGGAUUUGGUGUUGUCUAUGCCCCAGGAUCAGAUAAAAAGCAUCUUCAGACUGUUGGUUCUCAGGCAUCAUCAUCACAUUUGGUGCCUACCCCCCUUAAUUUAGGGACCCUAACAAAGCAGCCUGCAGCUCAAGGAAGUAUGGUAACCAACUUGUUAGUAGGUGCACAAGCUUAUAGUCAGGCAGGGUCUGCAGGUGGAACUGGGACAGCUUCAGGCACUGUACACUCUCCUGUAACAGUUUUACCUCCUGGGACCCUUACACAACAGCCAUCAGUGCAGUUUAUUACCCAGAAUGCACCAGGAAACCAGAAUGGUGCUAUGUCUCUUGGCAUCAUUCACUCACAGCAGCUCAUCCCCACUGGUACAACAGGUAAGGCCAGUGGUAUCACACAAGUACAAUACAUUUUGCCUACAAUUCCUCAGAACUUGCAGGUUACUGGAGGAAAAAUGUCUGGACAGCCAGGUGCUCCAAGCAUCCAGUUUACAAUUCCUCCAGGUAAUGGAAAAGUCAUCACUGCGGCAACUCACCAGGGGAUCCCUAUUCUCCAACCAGCUACAGCUGCUAGUCCGGCUGUCCCUAUGGUGUCAUCUGCAUCCAAAGCCCAGUCUGCAUCGCCAGUUCAAGCUUUGUCUCCUAUAAAUUCCACACAGCUUCUCGCCAACCAGGUAGUGCAGACAUCAAGCCUCCUUCCUGCUACUAACCAGCUGCAAGGAAAGAUGCUUGUCCCCAUGGCAACAUCUCAUGUCACUGUUCGGACAACCACUCCUGGGCAAAUCCCAUUGGUUACCCCACCUAUUUCUGUACCAGUGCAGAACGGGACUCAGCCUGGCAGUAAGAUUAUUCAGAUUGCACCGAUGCAUGUUGUACAGUCGCAAGUUCCUACCCAGAAUACUUUGGUACAGCCUGCAAGUCCUGCCAUCCAGAAUGCCAUUCCAGUAACUGUGGCAGCAGCAGUGAUGGCAAGUUCCACCCAGUCGCAAAAGGUGUUACUUCCAUCUUCGACAAGGAUCACGUAUGUUCAUUCAGCACCAGGGCCAGGUCUCACAAGUGUGACCACUGCUUCACCCACGCAAGCUACAGCUACUGCUGCCACAUAUGUACAGCCACAGUUAGGAACUGCACCACCAAUGACACUGGGAAUUGCGGCUAUAACCCAGAAUGGGCAGGCUGUUGUACAGCCACUUAUAGCAGGACAAAACCCUUUGUUGACAUCUGGACAGGUUGGGAUGUCUCCAGCACAAAGUCCACAGCUCCCUGCGACCUCCACCAGUCAAGUUAUAACUGCCAUUUAUCCAUCGUCUGUUUCAACUACAGCCUGCUCCACUCACUCUGCAGCACAACAAAACCUGGCAUAUACACUGGCAAACUCCACAAGCUUUGUCUCCACUCCAGCUGCCAUUUUACCAAAAGGGAUUUCCUCAGUGGCUCCAUCAGUCAGUAGUUCUGCAAGCAGUGGAUCACAAUCCGCAGGGACAGUCAUGGGGAUUGUAGGGUCUCCUGCCUUACAGAGCAUGACACCAUCAGCAUAUCAGUCGAACCAGAUGUGUAGUGUGACAGGUUCUUCUUUCAGCCCCAUAUCAUCCAAAUCCAACAAAACAUUACAGAAGCAUCCACAGAAGGUGAAAGCAACCUUAGCCAGCAUCCCAGUGGGAUCAUAUGAGUCACUGCCAGCCUCUGGCAGGAGUGCUGCAAAGCUUCAAACUCCUGGCCGUACUGAAACUGUGGACACUACUACAAAGUUUGCCUUUGAGAUAGAAGGCAGAAGUGGGAUUGCAAACAGAGGAGUUACUGUUUCUGGAGACAGGUUGACACGAGAGACAAAUACAGAAGCCAGUCAGAGUGCUGCAAGUCCAUAUUCCCAAGAGGAGGGGGUGGUUCGAGAAACUGGCAACCAGAAAACACAAACUUCUGCUGCAUCCCUCAAACUGGAUGACAGAAUGUCUCAAGAAAUGUGGCAGAAGUCAACAGGUGCUUCCAUCCCAGAUGAUAGACUUGGAUGGGAUGUCCCUUCUACCUCCUCUUCCUGCUCCUCAACAGAGCAAACUACAACAAAAUCCAUACUUUCCUCAGAGGGUAGGAAUUCUGUUCAGAAAGCUGGGACUUCUACAUCACCAGAUGACAGAUGUCCACGAGACACAGUAUGCACAUCCAUGACCAAGUCAACAGAACUGCCAGUUAAAAAAGAUGGUUUGCCUGGCAGGUAUGCAGGUAAUUCAGACUGGAAAGGGCCAAUGCCAGACUGUAGAUCUGAUGUGCAGAUUACUUCUGUGCCUUCUACCUCUUCCACCUCUUCUUCAUCAUUGUCACCAUCAGUGUCUUCAUCUUUGUCCUCUGCAACCGCAAGCACUGAGGCAGCCAAACCCCAGGGCAGUUCAACUGACACCCCUGAGAAGAAAGAUGGGUCUGUGAAAAAAGUCAAAGUGAGACCCCCACCUCUGAAGAGGACAUUUGAUUCUGUGGACAACAGGGUCCUGUCUGACGUGGAUUUUGAGGAGCGUUUUGCAGAGCUGCCUGAAUUCAAGCCAGAGGAAGUUCUUCCCUCCCCAACCCUACAGUCUUUAGCCACAUCACCUCGUGCCAUCCUGGGCAGUUACAGAAAGAAGCGUAAGAAUUCAACUGAUCUUGACUCAUCAACAGAGGAUACCAUCUCUCCUAAGAGAAAACUGCGUCGACGUUCCAGCUGCAGUUCUGAACCUAACACCCCAAAAAGUGCCAAGUGUGAGGGAGAUAUCUUCACGUUUGAUAAAACAGAUUCUGAUGAUGUCUUAGCAGAGUUGGAAUACGACAAAGUGCCAUAUUCAUCCUUGCGGCGAACACUUGAUCAGCGGCGAGCUCUGGUCAUGCAGCUGUUUACUGAGCAUGGAUUCUUCCCAACGGCUCAAGCUACAGCAGCAUUCCAAGCACGUUACUCAGAUAUAUUUCCAUCAAAGGUCUGUCUUCAGCUGAAGAUUCGGGAAGUUCGACAGAAGAUUAUGCAGGCGGCAAAUCCAGGAGACUUCCCAGCAACUUCAUCUUGUAUUUUAACACCGAGUAGUACAACUGAGCAAGCAGCUUUGUCAGUCGCAGGAAUACAGGUCACAGCGAUGGCCUCUUCACAGCAGGGAAUUGCUGUGACAUCAAACUCUGAGUCACAGUUCAUGGAGAUGCAGCCCCCUUGCUCUCAGGAAUCGAGACAGAGGAGUCGGGAGCAAAUGGAAGGGGGCGAGUCCCCCCUUGCUGUAUCAGGCUCUACUACAGUCCAGACGCCUAGUAAUCCCACUACCAGCAGAUGACUGAACUCCACACUCAUCAAGCACUUGAUCUGAGAUGUUAAAACUGCAUCAUAGCAUUCUGGUGUAGGGGAUGCCAGUAAAGGGGCAUCUUGGAGCAUCGUCCCACCCCUCCUGGCCCUGAACACUGUCUGGUAGGCCACCUCCUCCUCCUCCUCCGACACUCCGAACUGCAGACCUUCAACAGGGUACUUUACUCUUCUGCUUGUAAGCCAGUUUCAGUUCAGUGUUCACAGUGCAGAGGGCCGAAAAAUAAGUGAACAUUUUUUUUAAAGAUUCUGCAAUAAAAAAGCCAUUGAGGAGGAUCAGAGGUUGAAAAGGAGAGAUCUGGGAAUGAAGUCAAAUCCGGAUUUUUUUGUUUUACUGUCACUCACUUAAAGGGGUGAGAAAUUAUUUCAUCGUGAAGUAUUUUUAGGUGUCACCGGAUUGAUUUCAAGCACAGCUCAGUGCCACUUAAUGGGGCAAGAGAGUCUGUAUUAAACCUUUCUUUGGGAGGAAGUGUCCAAAGAGGUCUUGGCGGCAUUGCAAACUGACCAUUCCAGGAAUUUAGCAGGGCAUCUCCCUCUCCACCCCAUCCCAGCAUAGAAGCUGAUAUGCACUUACCUGGACUCAUACACCCUCAGACCCUAGUCAGGGUGGAGGGGGAGGAGGGGUCCUUGAAAUAAAAACACUUGUAAAAUGACUUAUUUUCUUUUAAUAAUUUUAAAUAUUUUGAGAAAAGACUUCUGCUUUUAUGUUUAGAAUAAGUGGGUGCAACUUGUUUUAUGUCUGUUUUACUAAUAUCCCAUUGGGACCGCAAAUCCGAAUGUUGUUAUCAGGUUUCUGGGGUAGUUGUACAUGAAAUUUCUGCCUCAGAUGAAGUACAGAAAACAAAAGGGAAUAUAAAAGUUUCCAUUUCUGUUUAAUUAUUCUACUUUUUCAAGGUUACAGUUAACAUUUUUCUACAUUAAGAGCAGACAAUUAGUUUGUAUUUUUAUCACUGAUCUUCAGCUAGUGAGAAGUAAGAAAUUUAUAUGCAUCAACCUGGGAGGGACACUUUUAAGCUCUGAUACAGAACAUCUAAACUGGUUGUUACUUUUGUUGAUCUUUUGCAGUGUGUCUUAACUUAUGGCAGUUAUUCAACACAAUUGGCAUAUGAAUUGAAUCAGAGGUAUUUUUCAUCACUUGUUUGUCAUCCUUUCCUCCUGCUUUCAAGUCUGCAGGGCUGCAGCCUUGUGAUAGCUGAUCUUGUCCCCAAACUGCAUACUUCCUUAUCCUGUUUUGCCUGUAGCUGUCGUACCACCUUAAACAAGGACUAUAGUUUUGUAAGGCUUGGGUAUGCUGGUUUAUGCCCCAUUUCCCCUCAUAGAAGUCUCAGAGGGUUUAAUCUUUUUUGUUUGUAGCAUCACUUCUGUUUUGCUGUAUUGUAGGAGUAUACAUAACUGUUGUCACUUGUAUGCAUACAACAUCAGAUGCUAGACAUUGUGUUUGAUGUUGUGUUGCUAGCACCCCACCCCACUUUACAGUUAAACACAACUGACUUUAUGUAUCUUUUCACUUGAACUUUUUGUUUGUUCUGUGUCAGGCAGCCAAGUUGGGCCUGUUUCUGCUCAUACUAAACUGGUAUUCAUAUUUCAUUUAAUGCAGAAUAUUUGUUUGCAGUCUGGCUAUACAUUUUAUUACAAGAUCAUUUUAGAAAUCUACAGACACAUGCUUCUUAGGACAGGAGCCAGUCUUUUAUGAUGAGUAAAAGUAAGCAGCGAGAGGUACGUAUUCUGACUAAUGUUCUUUAGGUUAGUAGUGUGGGCUUUUGGUAUGACCACACACAAGUACAUGUUGAGUGUUUUCCCACCCUCAACCUGAGCAGUUAUCAAAGUCUGAAUUCUAGGAGGAACACUAUCAUCUCUCUGUUGAUUUUCAGAGACUAUUGUUGCUUUUAGUACUUAUUCCAGUACCUUUCCAACCUUGCUGGAGAAAACACAGCUAUACACAAGAGAAAAAUAACUUAUUAAUAUUGUCAGACUUUCUUUAGUUUUAAUACUUUACAACUAACAAUGGGCACUGUGCAGAUUGACUGGUUCUGUAAUGUAUUUUAGUUACUUUACUGUAUUAACCUUGUAGAAGGGCAGGUCCAAGGAACCUUUACAGCCAUGACCCAAGCCACAACAGAAACAGUACACACAGUCAAAGAAGAGAUCUCAGUUUUAAUACAGUUAAUCUCAAUACAGGCUAAUGCAUAUCAAGAUGACAUACAUAGACUUCAGUACAUGUUAAUGGCAAAAAUGUACAACAGUAAAGAGAAAGGAACCCAUCAAUGAUCUUGUGAAAACUGUAACACUGAGCAGUAUGGCUAAUAAUAACACAACAGAAAGUAAUGUUAAUAACCACAGUGUUGAGAAAAGGAAAGUUUCUCUGAUGUCACAAUUCAUUUCCCUUCAUAAGAUCCUGCUCCUUUUAAUGUCUCUGAUACAGCGGGUGGUUUCUUGACAGACUUUACCUCAGUUACCUUUUUCUUUAUUACUGUUCCGGAUAAACUGCUUUUUUGGUAUCCUUAGCAGCUGCAUUCUUAGGUUCAUAGGACGAUACUAGGCUAUUGACCCGGAGGCCCUUAUAAGCCUAGCCAAGAAUUUCACCCAUGUUCCCACAAAGUUAGCACCUG
Messenger RNA from Protopterus annectens (West African lungfish), 12760 nucleotides. RefSeq names its product capicua transcriptional repressor (gene CIC). NCBI's taxonomy places the organism in Eukaryota, Metazoa, Chordata, Ceratodontiformes, Protopteridae. Gene Ontology annotation, cellular component: nucleus. Gene Ontology annotation, biological process: regulation of transcription by RNA polymerase II. Gene Ontology annotation, molecular function: DNA-binding transcription factor activity, RNA polymerase II-specific; RNA polymerase II transcription regulatory region sequence-specific DNA binding. Bases 1639 to 10125 code for a protein of 2828 amino acids. The transcript has 21 exons. The record is from RefSeq and is a predicted model, not a curated record.